Molecule: messenger RNA, 1080 nt
Organism: Racocetra persica
Lineage: Eukaryota; Fungi; Glomeromycota; Glomeromycetes; Diversisporales; Gigasporaceae
Source: the annotation of a GenBank genome assembly
AUGGGAGCAGUUGAAUUAAAAUUUCAAGGAACUUUUAAUAAGUCUGAUUAUUUACAAGAAUUUUCCUGCGGCAUUUGUCAGCAAUAUAUUACGGAGCAGGAUAUUUGUCAGAGCAAUUAUCGCCUUUAUGUGAGUGAUUAUGCUAACGAAGUUACCGUAGAACAUUUGGAAUGUCCGGAAGGGGAGGGAAAAAAAGAAAUUGUGGCAAGACUUCAAUUGAACUUUAAAAGAUUGCCAGGGAGCAAUAAAAGAGGGGCUUGGAGAUAUAGUGGCAAUUAUGAAAUUAGCCCAGCCUAUGAAAAAGCCCGCAUUGAAAAUGGAUAUAUAGAUACUGCCGAGCAAUUGGAAAGGCAGAGCAAGGAAUAUUUAAAAGAUAUUGAAAGAGCCAAACGACAUGAGGAAUUAGGAAAAGAAUAUUGUAAGUGUUCUUAUUGUGAGUUAGAGAAGCAAUUAAGGAACGAGGUAGCAGCAGAAAGAAAGAAAAUUAUUGAUGAUUAUGAGAAGGAGCAGAAAAAAAGUGGAGAAAACGAAGCAAAAAAAGUAAGAGCCGAUUGUGGCAAUUGCUACGAAAAUAAAAAAGUUGACCCAGAAACGGGGCUAUGUGAAAAGUCGGACUUGGCUAAUAGUUCGGCCAUCUGUUCCUUUUUCACUGAUUUACUAACUACUUAUACGGAAAAAUUUGCUGAAAAUAAAAACAUUGGUAAUGGUCGUGGGGAGAUGGGUCGCUGUUCGUCUUAUUCUUAUCCUAAUAGAAAAAUUGAAAUUAGCCUUAAUCAGAUAUAUUUAUUAAAUAAGUUCGGACAUGACCGCUAUUUUACCAGCAAUCCCGAAAUAAGUGGAAAUUAUUCUUAUUUAGAUAUCAGUUUUGACGAAAUGCUUGCUACCUGUUGCCAUGAAAUAGCCCAUUAUUUUCAAUUUGUUAAGCAUAAUAAAAGCAGUUGUGAGAGUGAUUUAAAGUUGAAUAAUGGCGAAUAUCACGGAGAAUUAGCGAGAGAGCAUGAGGAAUGGACGGGGGAGAUUUAUUGGUUAAUUAAAUCUGAAUAUUCAGAGUGGGAGAGGAGAUGGGGAGGGAUUGGUUAA